This is a messenger RNA of Sciurus carolinensis (gray squirrel), 2644 nucleotides long. It is a transcript of the gene Katnb1, whose product is annotated as katanin regulatory subunit B1. Lineage: Eukaryota; Metazoa; Chordata; Mammalia; Rodentia; Sciuridae. Gene Ontology annotation, molecular function: microtubule binding. The coding region runs from base 397 to 2364 and encodes 655 amino acids. The record is from RefSeq and is a predicted model, not a curated record. Gene Ontology annotation, cellular component: katanin complex. Gene Ontology annotation, biological process: microtubule depolymerization; microtubule severing. The transcript is spliced from 20 exons.
GGUGGGCGGGGCUCUGGGCCGGAGGUUUUGUUGUGAGGGUCGGUUGUCAAGCAGCGGCCAAUCAGGGUAGGGGAUGGAGGCAAGUGGGGGUCGCGCCUGGAGCUGAGCCUCGGCCUCGGGAGCCGCUGCUGCAGCCCAGUGUUGAGCUGAGAUGGCCCAUGCCUGAUAUUCCAUGAUCCGGGAUCCCGACAGAUGUGCACAGGCUGCUGCUGUUGCUGCUGUGGAUGAUUUAAAACCACCAGGCAGUCCAGGGCCAGGAAAGGAGACAUUCCCUCUGCCUGGAUGUGUGUCACCUCUCUGCCAACUUGAGUGGUGGAUCUGGGGGGGAUCCACCCCCACCCCAGAAGAAGGCACAGUUCAUUUUGUGGGUGGGGCUUCAGGUGCCAACCCUGAAGGAUGGCCACCCCUGUGGUCACAAAGACAGCCUGGAAGUUGCAGGAGAUCGUCGCCCAUGCCAGCAAUGUGUCCUCGCUGGUGCUGGGUAAAGCCUCCGGGCGGCUGCUGGCCACAGGCGGGGAUGACUGCCGUGUCAACCUGUGGUCCAUCAACAAACCCAACUGCAUCAUGAGCCUCACGGGUCACACGUCCCCUGUGGAGAGCGUCCGCCUCAACACCCCGGAGGAGCUCAUCGUGGCUGGCUCCCAGUCGGGCUCCAUCCGCGUCUGGGACCUGGAAGCUGCCAAAAUUCUGCGCACACUCAUGGGACACAAAGCCAACAUCUGCAGCCUGGACUUCCACCCCUACGGCGAGUUCGUCGCCUCCGGUUCCCAGGACACGAAUAUCAAGCUCUGGGACAUCAGGAGGAAAGGCUGUGUCUUCCGGUACAGGGGACACAGCCAGGCUGUGCGGUGUCUCCGGUUCAGCCCGGACGGGAAGUGGCUGGCGUCCGCAGCAGACGACCACACAGUGAAGCUCUGGGAUCUGACUGCCGGCAAGAUGAUGUCUGAAUUCCCUGGUCACACGGGGCCUGUCAAUGUGGUAGAGUUUCACCCCAACGAGUACCUCCUGGCCUCUGGCAGCUCUGAUAGGACCAUCCGUUUUUGGGAUCUGGAGAAAUUCCAGGUGGUGAGCUGUAUCGAAGGGGAGCCCGGGCCCGUCAGGAGCGUCCUCUUCAACCCCGACGGCUGCUGCCUGUACAGCGGCUGUCAGGACUCGCUGCGCGUCUAUGGCUGGGAGCCCGAGCGCUGCUUCGACGUGGUCCUUGUCAACUGGGGCAAGGUAGCCGACCUGGCCAUCUGCAAUGACCAGCUGAUAGGCGUGGCCUUCUCCCAGAGCAAUGUCUCCUCCUACGUGGUGGACCUCACACGAGUCACCAGGACUGGCACAGUGGCCCAGGACCCCGUGCAGGACAGCCAGCCCCUGGCACAGCAGCUGCCCAACCCCAGCGUCCCCCUCCGGCGCAUCUAUGAACGGCCCAGCACGACCUGCAGCAAACCUCAGAGGGUGAAGCACAACUCGGAGAGUGAGCGUCGCAGCCCCAGCAGUGAGGACGACCGCGACGAGCGGGAGUCCCGGGCAGAGAUCCAGAACACCGAGGACUACACGGAGAUCUUCCAGCCCAAGAACAGCAUCAGCCGGACACCACCCCAAAGAAGUGAGCCCUUCCCAGCACCCCUGGAGGACGACACAACCACAGCCAAGGAGGUGGCAAAGCCCAGCAUGGCCAUGGAUGUGCAGUUCCCAGCGCCAAAUCCUGAGGCCCCCCCCCAGCCCCCAGUCACCACUUCCACGCCUGCACCCAAGGGUGACCCCGCCAUCAUCCCUGCCACGCGGAACGAGCCCAUCGGGCUGAAGGCCUCUGACUUCCUGCCUGCUGUGAAGAUCCCCCAGCAGGCAGAGCUGGUGGAUGAGGAUGCCAUGUCCCAGAUCCGCAAAGGCCACGACACCAUGUGUGUGGUGCUCACCAGCCGCCACAAGAACCUGGACACCGUGCGGGCUGUCUGGACCACAGGCGACGUCAAGACGUCAGUAGACUCUGCAGUGGCCAUCAGUGACCUGUCGGUGGUGGUGGACCUCCUGAACAUCCUCAACCAGAAAGCCUCCCUCUGGAAGCUGGACCUGUGCACCACGGUGCUGCCACAAGUCGAGAAGCUUCUGCAGAGCAAGUAUGAGAGCUAUGUCCAGACAGGCUGCACCUCCCUGAAGCUGAUCCUGCAGAGGUUUCUGCCCCUGAUCACUGACAUCCUGGCAGCUCCGCCCUCCGUGGGUGUGGACAUCAGCCGUGAGGAGAGACUACACAAGUGCCGGCUGUGCUACAAGCAGCUCAAGAGCAUCAGUGGCCUCGUCAAGAGCAAAUCAGGCCUGAGUGGCCGACACGGCAGUGCCUUCCGCGAGCUGCACCUGCUCAUGGCCAGCCUGGACUGAGGAACCAGUGGGUGGGGCACCGGACAGCCCUCGGGGCCUGGCCUCUGCACCCCUCCCGUUCCGCGAGCCCUCUGGCCAUGAGUCCGCUGGCCCCUGCCCUGCACCGAUCCUGGAGGCGGGGCUGGCCCACUGGCCACCUCCACAGCCCAGAUUCUGAGACAACUUCCUCUCCAGUACCAGCUGCCAGCUUUGCCCAACUCUUGCUUCUUGGGGCAGCAAACAGAGCCCUGGGGCUGCUGCUGUAAUUUAUAAGGCGAAUUUUAUUAAAUUUGUAACUAUU